Fusarium keratoplasticum is the source of this 576-nucleotide messenger RNA. RefSeq lists its product as uncharacterized. The record is from RefSeq and is a predicted model, not a curated record. NCBI's taxonomy places the organism in Eukaryota, Fungi, Ascomycota, Sordariomycetes, Hypocreales, Nectriaceae. The coding region runs from base 1 to 576 and encodes 191 amino acids. The transcript has 3 exons.
AUGGCUCAGCAGUACUCCCAGGGACCCAAUGUCCAGAACCAGGAAUGGCAGAGCAACCUGUGCAACUGCUCGCCCUGCGGCUCUUGCCUGCUCGGUACCUUUUGCCCAUGCAUUCUCUUGGGUAAAACUGCCGAUCGCAUGAGGGAUCCUACCAUGCAGACUGCCGAUACCUGCAACAGCGAUUGCCUCAUCUUUACCGCCAUCAACUGCGUCACUGGCUGUGGUUGGAUCUACUCCAUGAUGAAGCGUGGUGAGAUCCGUGAGCGAUUCGGCAUUCAGGGCAGCGGCAUGGGCGACUGCUGCGUCAGCUACUGGUGUCUCUGCUGUGCCCUCAUCCAGCAGGACAACGAAGUCAAGGCUCGCCUCUCCCAGGGUCCCAUCACCCAGGGCUACCAGGCCCAGAAGGAGGGCAUGCACAUGCCUACCUCUCCCCCGGCCCAGCAGCAGCAGCAGUACCAGGCUCCUCAGCCUGGCUACCAGUCCCCUCCCCAGGGUUACCAGUCUCCUCAGCCUCAGGGAUCCUUCCCUGCUCCUCAGCAGACCUACAACCCUCACCAGCCUCAGCCCCAGUACUAA